UUUAGCUUAGCAGAUGUUGGGUUUCCUUGAUGUAUGAAUCCCGUAGGAAAAUAGUGGUCUGAUCUGUCAAGUUUUGAUAUUGUAUAUUCCAAUUUGAUGGAAGUUGUGGGGUUCUUUUUGGUUUUUGUUUAUUUCGUUUAGGACUUGUUAAACUGACCACAAAGUUCUUAUCUUGUCUGAUACAUGACAGCUAGUGUGUGCAAUUGCAGACAUGGAUGGUGGUGCAGGGCCAAGUUUGUUUCCAUUGCACCGAUGCAAAACUCUCCAUCUGGACAUUCAAGUUUGCCUUCUUUCUUGGCUUUUGUUCGCAACUUAAGGCCUUGUGGUCUUUUAAAACCAUACAUCCAGGUGAGGCACGGACAAGGAAUCCACAAUGUAGAGGGAGAUAAGAAUUACAAGGCAUACUUGUCUCCUGACUACUUUGAUGCACACCUAACUCCACUAGGCUGGCAGCAGGUUGAUAAUUUGCGAAAGCAUGUUCAUGCAUCUGGGUUAUCCAAGACGAUUGAUUUAGUCAUUACAUCCCCAUUGCUAAGGACUAUACAAACUGCUGUUGGAGUAUUUGGUGGUGAGGGCUAUGCAGAUAAGGCGGAUGUACUGCCUCUAAUGGUGGCGAAUGCGGGAAAUAGUGGCCGUGCUGCAAUCUCAAGUCUUAAUUGCCCACCAAUCAUAGCAGUAGAGCAUUGUCGAGAACAUUUGGGAGUUCACCCUUGUGAUAAAAGGAGAAACAUCAGUGACUAUCAGUUCCUUUUCCCUGCAAUUGAUUUUUCUCCGAUAGAAAAUGACGAGGAUGUAUUAUGGAAGGCCAAUAUUAGAGAGACAAAGGAAGAAGUUGCAGCUAGGGGAUUGAAGUUUAUGAACUGGUUGUGGACAAGGAAAGAGAAGGAGAUAGCAAUUGUUACCCACAGUGGAUUCUUGUUUCAUACGCUAACUUUGUUUGGAAAUGACUGUCACCCUUUGGUGAAAAAAGAAAUAUGCAAACACUUUGCGAAUUGUGAGCUUCGUUCUAUGGUCAUUGUUGAUAGAAGUAUGGCAGGUUCAGAUGACUCGACAACUAAUUAUCCAGGAAAGAUACCUUCUGGGCUUGAUCUCCCAAGUGAUGUUGCGGUCGAGAAGAAAUUGGAGAAAGAAGAGCCAGAUUCUGGAUUUACAUAGUAAAAGAAGUGCCACAAGUUUUAAGUGGUGAGCAAGGAGUUCCAUGAUAUGAUAAAAAAAAAAAAAAAAGCAUUCUUCCAAGCCCUGGUUUCGUACUAGACAUUCCAACAUGUUCUGCUGGUAUCUUUAGAACUUAUAUUCAAAUAGAGGAGUUUGAAUCUGAUUAAUCAACGAAGGGAUGAACAUUGAUUCCUUUUUUAAUGAAAAUUGGAUGAACUAGAUAAUUAGGUGAUAGAGACACUGUAAUAGAGUCGAUAUCCGGAGCAACUCAAGCCAAUCUACGACUGUUCAUCACCAUACCCUUCCUA
This is a messenger RNA of Juglans regia (Persian walnut), 1463 nucleotides long. RefSeq names its product phosphoglycerate mutase-like protein 1. NCBI's taxonomy places the organism in Eukaryota, Viridiplantae, Streptophyta, Magnoliopsida, Fagales, Juglandaceae. The transcript has 10 exons. Gene Ontology annotation, molecular function: phosphatase activity. Gene Ontology annotation, cellular component: cytoplasm. The coding region runs from base 184 to 1155 and encodes 323 amino acids. The record is from RefSeq and is a predicted model, not a curated record.